AAAUCCACUUCUUUUUCCCACAUUCCCAUCAUGGAGAAAUACCAUGUUUUGGAGGUGAUUGGAGAAGGCUCCUUUGGAAGGGUGUAUAAAGGACGUCGCAAAUACAGUGCCCAGGUGGUGGCCUUGAAGUUUAUCCCCAAAGUUGGUCGAUCACAGAAAGAGCUGAAGAAUUUGCAGCGAGAGAUUGAGAUCAUGAGGGGGCUUCAUCAUCCCAAUAUUGUGCAAAUGCUUGACAGUUUUGAGACUGACAAAGAGGUGGUGGUAGUGACAGAUUAUGCUGAGGGGGAGCUAUUCCAGAUCCUUGAAGAUGAUGGGAACCUGCCUGAGGAACAGGUGCAGGAUAUUGCAUCUCAGCUAGUUUCAGCCCUGUAUUAUCUGCAUUCCCACCGCAUCCUACACCGGGACAUGAAACCUCAAAAUAUUCUGCUGGGGAAAGGGGGUUUGAUCAAGCUCUGUGACUUUGGGUUUGCCCGUGCAAUGAGUAUCCACACCAUGGUGCUGACAUCUAUUAAGGGAACUCCACUGUAUAUGUCCCCUGAGUUAGUGGAGGAGAAGCCCUAUGACCACACAGCUGACCUCUGGUCAGUGGGCUGCAUUCUGUAUGAGCUGAAUGUGGGGACACCACCCUUCUACACCAACAGCAUCUUCCAGUUGGUCAGCCUGAUUAUCAAGGACCCCAUCAAAUGGCCUAAAAGCAUGAGCCCCCACUUCAAGAGCUUCUUGCAAGGCCUGCUGAUGAAAGAUCCUCAUCAACGCCUCUCAUGGCCAGAGCUACUCUACCAUCCUUUCAUUGCUGGACGGGUCACUGUAAUCGAUGACCCAGAAGAGCCAGGCGUCGCCAGCCCCUUCACCAGCAAACUACCACCUGAACUGCAAGCCCUGAAAGAACAGCAGACCCACUCAUUGGCCCCUCACAGUGGCCAGUCAAAAAUCUUGAGGAAAGCACGGCAGAAGAUGGCCCAGGAGGCACGGGAAAAAGAACUGAUGAAAAAUAAAACUCCAUCUAAGGGAGAAAUCGCCAAAGGAACCCAGGGCCACCCACACAAAAGCCACCUUAGUCAGGCGUCCGCCAAGGAAAGGAGAACAGCCGCCAACACUGGAGAGCGCGGGGAUCCUGAUCUGAAUGAAAAGGGAACAAAGUGGGAGCAAAGAGAACCAUCCGCCACACCUCGAGAGAACAGGAUCACGCAGGAUUACGAAAAGGAAUUUCCAGAUGUGAGACCUGAAAGGGGCAAAGUAGAGAAACGAGGCAGACAUAGAAUUGAUACUGUAGAUCUAGAGACUGAGGAAUUGGAUAGUGAUGAGGAGUGGCAACACCUGAUGGAUGCCACAGAUCCUGCACAUGUGCAGCUGAGUGCCCCACUGAGUCUUCUGCAGGACACUACCUUUGUGCAGCGCAUCUGUGUCCGGCUCAGGGAUUCUAGUCAGCAAGUCCUUGAGGGAAUGCUCAAGGGAGCAUCUUAUCUUCGUCCUGCUCUCCGUGUCAUUGGCAAUUUGCUAGGUACCCGCUGUGACUCAGAGCUGUUGUAUACCUUCUGCAAUGACAUAGGACUGCCCCACUUCCUUGUGCAGUUAGUGGGAAGCAUCUUGGAGAGCUUCAACAUUAAGCAGCAGCCCUGGUAUGUCACACUGCUAUUAGACCUAAUCACUGUGAUGUCGGCCUACUUUGCCAGUGAUUUCAACCGAGAACAGGGUGGAAAAAAGCAAAGUUUUCAGGCAUUCCACAGCUCUGCUAAUAACUUUUUAGCCUUGCUGCCCACACUGCUGGCUCAGCCCACAGAUCAAGAGUUCAGGCUACGAGAGGAAAGUCUCAAGUGCUUUACUUGUUUGUGUGAAAGCAUGGAUGUUGCCUGCCCUUCUGUCUCCAUCCCCUUCUACACCAGCUUGUUUGAGGAUCAUCGGCUUCUGCUGGAUGCCUUGUGCCAUGGUGCCAGCUGUGAACAACCAGCCCUAAAAGUGUCGCCAAAGGAGGCAAAGUUAGUGCAGGAACGGAAUGAGUACCAGGCAGCGGCAUUUGCAGCAGCCAUGGCUGCAUCCUGCGGCAUCCCAGGAGGGCAGCAUGCGUGUCAUAAGGCCAAAAAGCAGAUCUCCCAGCAAAUAACCAAGAAGCUCACAGAGGAAGGUAACCAGUUGCUGCCCAAACUCUUUGCAAGUCUUGAGCACCCAGCCUUUUCUUUGACUAGCCUAAAGCUCCUGUAUGCCUGUUGCCACGUCAGUCAGGAUCUGUGCUACCACGUUGCCACUCAAGAAGUGCUGAGUUACCUGAUCAGUCAUCUACAAGGCAAGGUCCCACUGGCUAAACAGGCACAAGUACAAGCAACCGAAGCCUCCCUGAGACUUCUCUCCCUGCUGGUUCUCCAGUUACAGAGUCUCCCUCCACAGUCAGAUACUGUGCUGAAAGAGACCACAGAGCUUUUCAACCAUGCAGCAGUUACCUCUGUUUUAAGUGCUGCGGCACUGCUACUAACCUACCUCAGCCAGUAUGGUGCUGCUGUGAAACUCAGGCGAGAAGAGGCCUUUGGAGUAAUAUCUUCUGCACUCACAGAACUUGCGGAGCUGGGCCUGCCACCUCCCAUGGGAGCUGGUUUCUAUGAUGGGCUGAUACUCUUGCUAUUUCAAAUCUUAAGCCAGGAGGAUGCAGCAGUGAUACGGGCAUUCACUGGGUCGGACCUUUGGAGCAUCGUGUGGCAUCGCUUUGCCAUGGUGCUCCACUUGACCAAUGGGGCACCAGUAAUGGAAGGUGAGACCCCAAGAGUUGGCCAGCAUGCACCAGAGCCAGAGUGGAAUCUCAUCUCACCACAAGGAACCUUACUCUUCCUCAGCUUUGUUCUCCACAUCUUCCAGCGUGAACCUCACCAAUGCCUUCUCCAGCUGGCUCAGCCCAAUGGAGUUAUCAUGGCGACCCUUAACAAGCUGCUUGGCUUUGACUACCUGGAGAACUUGACACAGACGCAGAUGCAAGAAGAUGGUGAUCCAGAGCUAGUGCCUGCUGUGGUGCUCCAAGUCUGCCAGCUCUUCUGUUUCCCGUUUGCUCUUGAUAUACACCCUGAAACCUUAGAGCUGAUCAUGACAGGUCUGAGGGACUCUGAGAUCCCUUCUCAGUUGCUCCAGGUCUGCAUCCACUGUCUCCCCUUCUUGGACACGGAGCUGCCCUUGAGUCUUUUGUGCCACCUCGUGCUGACAGAUGAGAGCGCCAUUGAGCAAGUGAUGAGGGUGGCGGCCUCCGAGCAUGCCAUUGCCUUCAUGUCGGCCAUUUUGCUGUCUGACCAGGCAACUCUCCUUGUAGACCUGCUCUCCUUGCUCACACACGUGGCCCGUGCUGGGGCGACACAUCUGCCUUUCCUACAGCAACUCCUGUGUGGCUCUGACACAGCUCCCCAACUGCUAGGCCGUCUUUUGUGCCACCAGGAGCACCUAGUCCGUGCCAGAGCCUGUAGCCUUGUGGGCCACCUGCUGCGUCAUGGACAGGACUUUCCUCAGCUUCUGCAGGGCCAGGUUGGGCUGUUGGAGUAUCUGCUGCAACGUCUUUCAGAUGAGGAUGACCAUGUGCGCCGCUCAGCCAGCUUUGCUGUUGGGAAUGCAGCCUACCACACUGGACCCUUUAUGCAGCCCCUUAGCAAAGCGGUUCCCAGGGUCGUCCGACUCCUGGGUGAUCCUGUAGCCAAGACCCGUUGCAAUGCAGCUUCAGCAUUGGGAAACUUGGGCCAGCAGUCAACGGAGCUGGGCAACUUGCUUAUCCAGAGCGGAGCCCCUGAUCUUCUGUUGGACGUGGCCUGCCACGACUCCCAGCCAGCUGUGCAGGAGGCAGCCCUCGUUGCCCUCCGAUGCAUUGGCCAGCAGCCCAAGAUCCACCAGGUGCUGGUGUCACUCAGAGCAAGUGAGAAACUGGAAGUGCUUUCCCAUGAGUCUCAAGCUACUGACUUUAGCAGCCCUCCUCCUCCAUCAAUACACUGCAAAAAACUGAUCCACCUCCUGCAACCCACAUAGAGUGCCUGA
Messenger RNA from Euleptes europaea (tarantolino), 3996 nucleotides. It is a transcript of the gene STK36, whose product is annotated as serine/threonine kinase 36. Gene Ontology annotation, molecular function: protein kinase activity; ATP binding. NCBI's taxonomy places the organism in Eukaryota, Metazoa, Chordata, Lepidosauria, Squamata, Sphaerodactylidae. Gene Ontology annotation, cellular component: cytoplasm. Gene Ontology annotation, biological process: protein phosphorylation. The record is from RefSeq and is a predicted model, not a curated record. The transcript is spliced from 26 exons.